AUGUUAGACGGCGCAGACACGGGUGAGUGCAUGGAGCCGACUGACUUCGAUCUGCUGCUACCAUUUUGCAAGGCUGUCAUUCCGUACACGGCAUGUCUUCCACGUUAUCAGAGUCUUUGGUACAACCAUUCCGCUCUGUCCAAAGAUCGCUUCGUAGAGCAAAUGUUCACCAAACUCGUCAGUCAGCGCAAGAUCUACGAGACAAGCAGCGCCAUGGCAGAUGACGAUACAGACGAGUGGGGUGGAACGAAAGCUAUCACACCGCGCUUCACAGACAACCCGGACUGCGAGAAUGCCUUCCGUAACUACUUUUGCUGGCUCAACUUCCCUCGUUGUGACACCGAAGGUCGAAGCUUGCUGCUAUGCCGCAGUGUGUGUGAGAACUUCAUGACGGCCUGUCAGUACUCGAGCGACCUGUGGCGCUGUGGGGACCCCAAGUACGUCAACGCUCGCGAGGCCGAGAUCAGCUCCACUUGGGUCAAUCAAAAACUAGUAUACUACCGAGCACCAUUCCCGGGCUCACCGUUCAAAGACAAUGCUGCCGAUCCAGAUACAGACAAACCGUUGGUAGUGUGUACGCCAAGCCUUGAAAACAUCGCGUCGACUACAUGUAGUUUCUCUCGAGUUGGACUGGCAUCUCUUGCCGUUGUCCUGUGGGUUGUUUUAUAA
Phytophthora infestans T30-4 is the source of this 669-nucleotide messenger RNA. RefSeq lists its product as uncharacterized. Lineage: Eukaryota; Oomycota; Peronosporomycetes; Peronosporales; Peronosporaceae. Gene Ontology annotation, molecular function: protein binding. The record is from RefSeq and is a predicted model, not a curated record. The transcript has 2 exons. Bases 1 to 669 code for a protein of 222 amino acids.